Molecule: messenger RNA, 1158 nt
Organism: Chaetura pelagica (chimney swift)
Lineage: Eukaryota; Metazoa; Chordata; Aves; Apodiformes; Apodidae
Gene: IPMK
Product: inositol polyphosphate multikinase
Exons: 6
Coding region: 1-1113 (370 amino acids)
Biological process (GO): inositol phosphate biosynthetic process
Cellular component (GO): nucleus; cytoplasm
Molecular function (GO): inositol-1,4,5-trisphosphate 3-kinase activity; inositol tetrakisphosphate kinase activity
Source: RefSeq, a predicted model, not a curated record
AUGACCAAGCUAAGCCCUGAAGGAAGUGCUUCUCUUCUAGGUAUACUGCAGCAUCCCGAUGGGACUGUCCUGAAGCAGUUGCAGCCACCACCUCGUGGCCCCAGGGAGCAGGAGUUCUACAACAAGGUUUAUGACUCGGAGUGUUGCGACAGCGUUCUUCUGGAGCUGCGGGAAUAUCUGCCAAAAUACUUCGGUGUCUGGUCACCACCUACUGCACCAAAUGAUACGUAUCUAAAACUGGAAGAUGUGACCCGUAAGUUUAAUAAGCCUUGCAUAAUGGAUGUAAAAAUAGGUCAGAAAAGUUACGAUCCCUAUGCUUCAGCUGAGAAGAUACAGCAGCAGGUCAGCAAGUACCCACUGAUGGAAGAGAUUGGCUUUUUGGUACUUGGCAUGAGGGUUUACCACGUCACCUCUGACAGCUACGAGACACAAAACCAGCACUAUGGAAGGAGCUUGACAAAGGAAACAGUGAAGGACGGCAUCUCCACGUUUUUCCACAAUGGAUACUGCUUGAGAAAAGAUGCCAUAGCUGCCAGCAUCCAGAAGAUUGGAAAGAUUUUGGAGUGGUUUGAGGGCCAGAAGCAACUCAACUUUUACGCAAGCUCCUUACUCUUUGUUUAUGAGGGUUCCUGUCAGGCAACAACUGUGCGGCUGAGCGAUGUCACCUUGGCAGAGAAGAGAGGAGUGCCCAAAGGACUGUUGUCAGGUGGAGACAUACUGGAGUAUAAUAAUAAUAUUCACCUCAUCAAUGCGACCGAGAAUGGAAAAAUCGAGGCCUCUGUAAGUAAAGGCUUGUCCAAAUUUUAUGCACUUCACAAAAAGGCAUACUCUAAGAGGCACCCCAGUCAGCUCUCUCUAAAAGUUGAAAACUUGGAGCAGGGCAACAUGUGGAAAAGCAGCACGUGCAUCACCCAGGAGCACCUGAAUGGGAACGUUAUACCCCAACUGGAAAAAGUUUUCUGUCACAUGCCAGCAGAGAUCAAGGAAAGCCCGAAUGUGGAAGUCCGGAUGAUAGAUUUUGCUCAUGUGUUCCCUAGCAACACGAAGGAUGAGGGCUACAUUUAUGGCCUGAAGAAUCUAAUCACUGUACUUCAAAAUAUUUUGGAUAACUAAAUUCUUUGCUAUGGUUUUUACUGGGGGGCCAAUGAUAAAGAAGAG